GUCUUGCCGGCGCUCUCUAGUCCUCAUCUGUCCUGCUCUACUACUGAUUCUUCCCGUAAUCUGUGACCCCAGCUAGAUCUCUGGCCUCCUUACCCCGUCCAGUUCCUUGUGCUCCAGACUCUGGUCUGCUGCCUACCCUCCAGACUGUCCGCUAUGGCUCCAAGGCUGUUACCCGCCACCGUCGUGUGAUGCACUUUCAGCGACUGAAGCUGAUGGCUGUGACUGAAUAUAUCCCCCCGAAACCAGCCGUUAACCCAACAUGCCUGCCAUCUCCUCCCAGCCCCCCACAGGAAGAGACAGGCCUCAUCAGGCUUCUCCGCCGGGAGAUAGCAGCAGUUUUCCAGGACAACCGAAUGAUAGCUGUCUGUCAGAAUGUGGCUCUGAGCGCAGAGGACAAGCUUCUUAUGCGACACCGGCUGCGGAAACACAAGAUCCUAGUGAAGGUCUACCCCAACCAGGUCCUGAGGCCUUUCCUGGAGGAUUCUAAGUACCAAAAUCUGCUGCCCCUUUUUGUGGGGCACAACAUGCUGCUGGUCAGUGAAGAGCCCAAGGUCAAGGAGAUGGUACGGAUCUUAAGGACUGUGCCAUUCCUGCCGCUGCUAGAUGGAGUUUCGUUCGUGUCACCCAGGCUGGAGUACAAUGGCACGAUCUCGGCUCACUGCAGCCCCUUCCUCCCGGGUUCAAGGGAUUUUCCUGCCUCAGCCUUCCGAGUACCUGGGAUUACAGGUGGCUGCAUCGAUGACACUAUCCUUAGCAGGGAGGGCUUUAUCAACUAUUCCAAGCUCCCCAGCUUGCCCCUGGUGCAGGGGGAGCUUGUAGGAGGCCUCACCUGCAUCACGGCCCAGACCCACUCCCUGCUCCAGCACCAGCCCCUCCAGCUGACCACCCUGUUGGACCAGUACAUCAGACAGCAACGCGAGGAUUCUGUUGUGUCGGCCAACGGGAAGCCAGAUCCUCCUGACCGUGUUCCGGACUCGUAGCCAGCUUGUUUAGCCAGCCCUGCCCAUAAAUACACUCUGCCCUAUUGGCUGUGCUGUCCUCCAUGGGAGAUGUGGAAGAACUUGGGGUGAGGGAGUGCAUUUGUCAUUUGGGUUUCGCUAACAAUGAUAGUCAAGUAUAGGCCACUCUGAGAUGCAAAGGAUUCCCUUUCAAAUGGAGGCUAUCAGUCACUGGCUUUGUCCUUAGUUUUCCCAACUUGGGACCUGAUAGGAGCAAAGUCUCUUUCCAUUCUCCAGGUCCAAGGCAGAGAUGCUGAAAAGAGAAGGCUAUUACCCCUGCCUCCUUGGUCACUGCCCCUUGCUGCAUGGGCUCCUAAGCCCACCCUCUUGGAUCACAACCUGCCACUACCAUAGUAGCUCAACCAAGCAGUUGUGCUGAGGAUGGCACCUGGUGAGAGCCUGCUGUGUGCCAGGCUCCAUGCUGAACACUGUACAUGUAUUAAUUCCUGAACUCCUGACCACAUGGUACCCAUUUCACAAAGAAGGAACAGAAAUUAAGUAGCUUGCACAAGGUCAUGCAUUUAGUAAUGGCAGAACGUGAAUUUGAACCAGGCCCUCUCUGCUCUGAAGACUGCAUCCUGAAUUUCUACACUGGAGCUUCCUCAUCAGGUUACCCAGAAGUGGGUCCCAUCUUCCAUCCUGGUGUGCUUGGAUGUUAAUUCUCCGCCCUUGGGGUGUGCCAUGCUGUGGAAAGUUUGGGAGCACUGCUUUAUGCUCAAAUGAAAUGCAUUCUACUUCCU
Messenger RNA from Callithrix jacchus (white-tufted-ear marmoset), 1738 nucleotides. It is a transcript of the gene MRPL10, whose product is annotated as mitochondrial ribosomal protein L10. The record is from RefSeq and is a predicted model, not a curated record. Lineage: Eukaryota; Metazoa; Chordata; Mammalia; Primates; Cebidae.